GAUUAAAUGAACUACAUUUUUCAGAGAGGAAACUUGUAAAUCCGUCCAAUUCGACCGGAACACAGCAGGAGGGUUAAAAUUAUACACCAAAGUUAUACCAAAUUGAAGUAGAACGGUUGGAUGACUGAAAACUAAGGACAACAUUGCAUCAUGAUACAGAACGGGGAAAAUCUAGCUUUAACAUUUUAAUCUACACCCUGGAGAGUGAUGCAGCUAUGCAGGCUGUGGAGAUUUCCGGUGUACAUUAUUAGUGGAUGGCGUUCCGCUCUCAUCUCGCCACGGUCCUCCGCUAGCCGUAGCCAAAUAUUUAUCGAAGGUCGACUCCUGUCCUGGCUCCAGAGGAAGAGGCUGACUCAAUGACUGAGAGCCAUACCGAAAUGGUUUCUGCCCUUCUACUAGUGGACGACCAGAGGUGUAUCACCUAUUGAUAACAGACGUUGUUAAGAGCCGGUAGAAAACAUCCCUGUUGGACAUCGCCAGCCCGACCAAAACCUGCCUCCAUACUCUUGGGCCUCCCCUCACACAGUCAAAACUGCAUCAAUACGUGCGAAGCAGCAGGAUGACUGAGGCGUGGCAGCAGCAACACGCAGUGGCCCCCCCACCCACCGUGGUGCAUAACCUCCCCCCGGGCUCCGACAGCGCCCUGGGCUGUGCCGUGUACGGGAUCGUCCUCCAGCCGGAUGUGGCCUCCCUCCAGCAGCAGCCCCAGCACGGCCAGCAGCAUGCCGUACCCGCCCAGCAGCCUUCCCUACAGGUAGGGGGCGAGGGAGGGCACAAGUGCGGGGCCUGCGGCCAUGACAUAUCCCACCUAGCUAAUCCACAUGAGCACCAGUGUAUGGGGACCGGGGAUCGGUCGUUCCAGUGUACCCAGUGUAUGAAGAUCUUCUGCCAGGCCACUGAUCUGCUGGAGCAUCAGUGUGUACAGGUGGAGCAGAAGCCGUUUGUGUGUGGCGUGUGUAAGAUGGGUUUCUCUUUGCUCACCUCGCUGGCACAGCACCACAACGCCCACAACAACGGCAACAACCCCAUGAAGUGUUCCAUCUGUGAGAAGACCUACCGCCCGGGCUCUGGCAACAACACCCCCACCUCCUCCGCUGCCAACCCGUCCACCGGCGAGGCCUCCAGUGGCGGGGCAGCGUGCGGAGCCUCCGCCCCUACGGCGUUUGAGGCUUCGGGACCAGACAGGCCCUACAAGUGCUCAGUGUGCCACAAGGGCUUUCGGCAUCUGUCUGAGCUGUCGCGACACGAGCGGGUGCACACGGGAGAAAAGCCCUACAAGUGUGACACCUGUGACAAGAGCUUCAGCCAGUCCUCUCACCUGGCCCACCACCAGCGCACCCACAGCUCAGAGCGGCCCUACAAGUGUGCUGUCUGUGAAAAAUGCUUCAAGCACCGCUCACACCUGGUGCGCCACAUGUACGCCCACUCCGGCGAGCACCUGUUUAAGUGCAAUUUGUGCGAGAUGCACUUCAAGGAGUCGUCGGAGCUCCUGCACCACCAGUGCCAGCCCACAGUGACCUUGGACAGGCCGUUCCGCUGCGGCUCGUGUGGGAAGGGCUUCAAGCGGCCUUCGGAUCUGCGGCAGCACGAACGCACGCACUCAGAGGAACGUCCGUUCCAGUGCGAGGAGUGCCAGAUGAGCUUCAAGCAGCAGUACGCCCUCGUUCGUCACCGCCGCACUCACAAGAACCCAGCCGACCGGCCUUUUAAGUGUAACCUAUGUGACAAGGGUUUCCUGCAGCCCUCCCACCUGCUGUACCACCAGCACGUCCAUGGCAUGGAGAGCCUGUUCAAGUGUGCUUCCUGCCAGAAAGGCUUCAGCCAAUCCGGUGAACUGCUCCGGCACAAAUGCACCGGCUCAGGGUCGGCGUCUGGCUCUGUGACCGCGGCCACGCCGGCGGUGGAGAAGCCCUACAAGUGUGACGUGUGUGGCAAAGGCUACAAGAAGAAGUCGACGCUCCAGCGCCACCAGAACUCCAGCUGUCAGGAGAAGCCGCUGAAGUGCUCCCUGUGCAACCGACGCUUCCUGUCGCCGUCUGAGUUCGUGACGCACCGCUGCGACCCGUCCCGGGAGAAGCCCCUGAAGUGCCCCGACUGCGAAAAGCGCUUCAAGUAUUCCUCGGAGCUGCAACGUCACCGCCGCGUUCACACCGGAGAGAAGCCGUACAAGUGCUCCAGCUGCGACAAGAGCUUCAAACAGCGGGAACACCUGGUGAAGCACCAGGCGGUGCACUCGCGGGAAGCCCAGUUUAAGUGCGUGUGGUGCGGGGAGCGUUUUGUGAACCUGGGAGCCCUCCAGGAGCACACGGUCCAGCACACUGCAGAAGGAGGUGGUUAUCCUGCAGCCCCAUGUAUACAGUGAGCAGGUCUGCUGCUGUUGAGCGUCUGUACAGUGUGAACACACACGGUGACAUGGAACGUUGCCCGCCAGGCAUACAUCAACACUCUCCCUGACACCUUAUUUGUAUAUAACCACACAUUCAUUAUUUACAUUUAGUUACACACCCACAUAACCCCCCUCCCCCCUCUUGCAUAAACAAUGGUAAAACUCUGCUUAAUCCUAACCAUGAAGUUAUUAUUGACACCUUCUUCCUCGCACCAAGGUAAUCAUGACCAUGUUCUGCCCUUCAUUAGUGACUUCCAACUACCCAUCACCCAGAUCAACUGAAAACAGUACAUCAACCACCCAUGACCCAGAUCAACUGAAAACAGUACAUCAACUACCCAUGACCCAGAUCAACUGUGGUCACCUUGUUGGAUGCAGGAAAAAAUGCAACUUGAAAAGGAUGUUCGAAUCUGAAAAGUCAUUGGAAAUGUAUUCAUGUUUGUAACAUCAAAUACUUAAGAGUUGCUUUUUUUUUUUUUUAAAUGGUGAGAAAUUAAAUGUUUAAGGAAAUUGUUGGGAGGGAGAGUCUUAUUCUCUGACUCCUUUAUGGUCAUAUAAUUUCUUUGCUGUGGUUUGGUUCAAGUUUUAGCCACACUACGCGUUGAACUCCCCCUUAACCCUCUGGUUGGCUGUUAGUAAUACCCAAUAAGCCCCACCCCUCAGACUUAAAUAUACGUUUCUGCAUGAGUAUAUUUAAGCAAUAUGGCCCGAGGGGUUGUGGUAUAUAGCCAAUAUACCACGGCUAAGGGCUGUUCUUAUGCAUGAUGCGAUGCGGAGCCCUUAGCUGUGAUAUUUUGCCCAUAUACCACAACCCCCUUGAGGUGCCUUUUAUAAACUGGUUAUCAAUGUAAUUAGAGCAGUUCAAAUACAUGUUUUGUUAUACCUGUAGUAUACCACGGCUGUCAGCCAAUCAGCAUUCAGGGUUCAAACCACCCAGUUUAUAAUUGUGAAAUACGUUUAUAUUUAGCAUCACUGUUGUACUGUAGUAGCUUAGGUUUGCUUAAAAAAUGAAAAAAAAAUGUGACAAGUUAUAUCUUGUGUCCUCUUUGUAAAUCUGUGGUAGAUAAACUGUGGCAUCUCUGUACUAUAAUGAACAGCAACUACUGUAGUAUGUGUCAAUGGGAAUAUUUCCCCACAUUCUGGACUACUUUGGCUCCCUAUGUCAUAGAAAGAAACACCAUACCAUAUCUCUCUGUCAACGUGGGGGGCUCCCGAGUGGCCACUGCAUCUCAGUGCUAGAGGCGUCCCUACAGACCCUGGUCCGAUUCCAGGCUGUAUCACAACCGGCCGUGAUUGAGAGUCCCAUAGGGGGCGGCGCACAAUUGACCCAGCAUCGUCCGCGUUUGGCCGGGGUAGGCCGUCAUUUGUAAAUAAGAAUUUGUUCUUAACUGACUUGCCUAGUUAAAUAAAAUGUACACAGGGAAUGAUGCUCACACAACCUCUGAAUCCUAUAUGUACUGUUUGUACAUAAAUAUUACAUUCUAACAUGUUAACAAACUUGGUGGUAGAAGUUAAAUGUGUUGAAGAACUGAUUCUGCUACCUGCUUUUCUACCCAGUUGAGAUUGUUUGUGUUGUAUUUAAGCAAAAGAGGUGUGGAGGACAUACUCCGGUCCAGUGGCUUUGUCCUCCGACAGGUGGCAUCACUCCUACACAACGCUCGUCCCUCAACCGACAGAGCAGACAGUUAGUCGUAAAGACAACGGCCCAGUGGCUUUGUCCUCCGACAGGUGGCAUCCCUCCUACACAACUCUCGUCCCUCAACCGACAGAGCAGACAGUUGGUCAUAAGACAACGGCCCAGUGGUUUUGUUUAAACCAGUAAUGUCUACAUCUGGAUUUCAAAGUGUUAUCGCUUCACCUAGCAGUUAUCAUGUGAUUAAAAACCCCCAAUCAAUCUCUUUAUCAUGACUUCCAUUUGGACACGUUGGCCUCGGUUUGUGCCUACGAGGUCUUCAUGUAAACCCAGCCAAGUUAGAGUCCCAAUUGCACAAAUUGUUCCUCAGUUGCCCCUGAAAUAGCUGUGCAAGGACUUUUAUGUUAGUAAGUCUAAAUGUUGAGGUGGAGAAGAAGGAAUAAAAAGUAUGUGAUUAUGUAUGCAAGUUUAUACAUUAUGGUUUUUUUUAUAUUGUUUUAUGAUAGUGUAUUUAAAAAAAAAAACUAGAAAAAAAUAACAUAUGCUCACAAUGUGUAUUUGGAAUGAGGAUAUGAAACUGAAAGGUUAGGAGUGAGAAUGUCAUGUGGUGGAUUCAUCCUAAAUGGCACCCUAUUCCCUAUGUAGUAUACCAGGGCCUCGGGUCAAAAGUAAUGCACGCUAUAGUGAAUAGGGUGCAACUUGGGAAGAAGUUGAUGUUUGAACUGGGUGGGAUGAUGAGGUAGUCAAGCACUUGUGUCUGCAGUUAGGCUAUGAGCGUGUUUGACAUUGCAGCCAUUUUUUUUUUUUUAAAGGUGUGACUGACUAAUCUACAAAUCACCUUGAAUCAUAAUUAACUAGUCAAAUGUUAGUUGCAGGUCCGGUCACAAUUUCCCCACGAUGCAUCACGGUUUAGAUGCGCUCGACAGGCCUAAGCCUUCUGCAUGCCAAUGCUGGUCAAAUAUGUCCUGGUCUGUGCUUCUGCCUCUGCUGCCCUCAAUCUUUGUCAACUGGGAGAUAUAGAUGAUGACAUCAGUCUGUGUGGCUUAAUCUGUGUAGGCUACAUUCAAUCUUGAAUGAUAUGUACAGUAUAUCAUGUUCAUAUACACACUGCACUAACAAAAUAAACGAAUCUUACAAUA
This is a messenger RNA of Salvelinus fontinalis (brook trout), 5158 nucleotides long. Its product is annotated as zinc finger protein 319-like. The record is from RefSeq and is a predicted model, not a curated record. Gene Ontology annotation, biological process: positive regulation of DNA-templated transcription. Bases 560 to 2362 code for a protein of 600 amino acids. The transcript has 2 exons. NCBI's taxonomy places the organism in Eukaryota, Metazoa, Chordata, Actinopteri, Salmoniformes, Salmonidae.